CUCUUGAAGCGGUCUGACAUUGAGACUGAUAGCUUCUAGACAGCCCGUAACGUACCAUAUUCUGCAGGUUCCGUGCGUCCUGCAUACCCCUACCCCUACCCCCCUUGACACCCGCCUGCCCCGCCAGCGACGGCGUUUGCCCCCUGCCCACAUUCCUUCUCUUCCAUCUCCUCUGACUCUGCCAGCACUUUCCUCUACUGUUGCUCACACUUACAAAGCUCUCAUACAUACACCCUCUGACGUACCCUACGACGUUCACCGUCACUGUAAAAGCAGGCUUACUGAAGGCCGGGCUGCUGGGCCGGUGGCUUCCCAAGCCUCUCUGUGUACCUUACACGCGAACACUAUGUGCAUGGAGUAGCUUGGCAAAUGUACUAAGCUCUUUCGUGCGCACGACAAGGCCGACAAUGGCAAUGGCACAUGCUGACGCCGGCCCCGGCUUCACAUCUGUCAACAAGCCAGCAUCACCUGCACCUGUCCCAACCUCCACCGGCACGAAGCGUAAGCGGGACACACAGGUAAAGUUCUACUCUGUACGUGUGGGCAAGGAGCCAGGUAUCUACCAUUCAUGGACCGAGUGCUUGGAGCAAGUGAAAGGCUACCCGAAAGCCCUGUUCAAAAGCUUCACGUCCUUGACCGAGGCGCAGCACUUCCUGAACGGCGAUAUUGGCGGUGGCAGUGGUGUGGGCCUAGGCAAUUCGAGCUCGCCGCAGAAGUUCUACGGUGUACAGUGCGGCAGGGUGCCGGGCGUAUAUACGAACUGGCAGGAUGUGCUGGAUCAGAUUCGAGGGUGGAAGGGACCGAAGCACAAAGGCUUCAAGACUCGGAUAGAAGCUGAGCUGUUCGUCCGAGAGGGCCAGCAAUAUCAGCAGCAACAUCAGCAGACCAAUGUCGAAGGAGACGGUGCCGUCGAAAGCAUCGAGACAGCUGAGCCUAGCAGGAAGAAGGCCCGCAAAGCCGACCCUGUCAAGCAGGAGGACGGUCCGCCAGAUCCGCCAGUUCAGGAUGCCGUCGAGUACAAGGCUGGUGAGGCGCCUUUGAACGGUGCAGAAGAUGACUUCGACACCACCAUCGUCCUUGAUCAGUCCAGCGGCUCUCUUCGCUACAAGACAGCCGACGAACGGGAUCGCGUCAAGUACCAGGCUGUCCGCCCAGUGCAUAAUGCACCCGUCCGUAUCUACACCGAUGGCUCAUCUCUCUCCAACGGCCAAGCGAGCGCCAUAGGUGGCGUUGGUGUCUACUUCGGGCCUCAGGACAAGCGAAACAUUUCCGAAGGCUUGACUGGCUCACGACAAACCAACCAACGUGCAGAGCUUACUGCCAUCCAGCGAGCGCUUGAUGUGGCGCCCAAGGAUAGGCGUGUCGUCAUCCUGUCCGACUCAAACUACGCCAUUAAGUGCGUCACGGAGUGGUUCGUGAAGUGGAGGGCUAACGGGUGGGUAAAUGCGAGUGGGAAGGCGGUGGAGAACCGCGAUCUUAUACAGAAGGUGAUUGACAACCUUGAAGAGAGGUACAAGAUGAACCAGCAUCGCAACGUGGACUUUGCGGAGGAGGAUGAUGCGGUGGAAGACGAUGGCAAGCCGCCCGGUCCUUGGGAGAGAGGGUUGGCGGGCGUCAAGUUCGUGUGGGUGAAGGGGCAUGCGAAGGACGCUGGGAACAAUGCGGCAGAUAACCUGGCCACCGCCGGUGCGAGGGAGGCAAGAGAGCUGCUGAACGGCGAUAAUCAUUUCUGAAGCGUAUGCUAAGAGGAGACUCAUGGGUCUGGUAUGUGACGACAGAAGACGGUAUUGAGAUUACAGCGAGGCGCUGCGCUUCAUCUGCUGCAUUUUGUAGCGAAUGUAGCUCCCCAAAGAUAUACUCCGUCCUUUAUGAGUCUAAC
This is a messenger RNA of Baudoinia panamericana UAMH 10762, 1879 nucleotides long. RefSeq lists its product as uncharacterized. Gene Ontology annotation, molecular function: nucleic acid binding; RNA-DNA hybrid ribonuclease activity. The record is from RefSeq and is a predicted model, not a curated record. Bases 408 to 1733 code for a protein of 441 amino acids. Lineage: Eukaryota; Fungi; Ascomycota; Dothideomycetes; Mycosphaerellales; Teratosphaeriaceae. Gene Ontology annotation, biological process: DNA replication, removal of RNA primer. The transcript has a single exon.